This is a messenger RNA of Musca vetustissima, 1140 nucleotides long. Its product is annotated as serine protease easter-like. The transcript has 4 exons. Gene Ontology annotation, biological process: proteolysis. The record is from RefSeq and is a predicted model, not a curated record. NCBI's taxonomy places the organism in Eukaryota, Metazoa, Arthropoda, Insecta, Diptera, Muscidae. Bases 1 to 1140 code for a protein of 379 amino acids. Gene Ontology annotation, molecular function: serine-type endopeptidase activity.
AUGCAGGAAUAUGGACGAUUGAUACACAAUUUUGUGCAAACAUCCCUGUUGGCAUAUGGUACCUGUAAAAAUCCCCAUCAAGAAAGCGGCAUUUGCAUAAAAAUCAUAGAAUGCGAAUAUUUACUCAAUAUUUUAAAUACCAAUUUGACUGACGACAAUCGAAAAUUCCUAACAGCAAGCCAGUGUGGUCAUGAUGGUUCACAGGAUUCAGUUGCCAAAAAAAUAUUGGUAUGUUGUCCGGAACGAUAUCGUAACAAUCGGACAUCGAAUAGUAUAAAAGAUACAACGCCAGGGAAUAAAUUACCCCAACCGGGAGAGUGUGGCAAAAACUUGUCGAAACGAAUACUUGGCGGCAAUGUAACCGAAAUCGAUGAAUUUCCAUGGAUGGCUUUAAUACAAUACAGAACAGCACCCGAUCGUUUUGGAUUCUAUUGCGGCGGCAGCCUUAUAAAUUCUCGCUAUGUCCUAACCGCUGGACACUGUCUCAAACAUCCGGAUAUGCCGGCCAGCUGGGAACUGUACGCGGUUCGUUUGGGUGAAUGGGAUAUAACACUUGAUCCCGAUUGCACGGUUGAUAAUGGCAUUAAAGAUUGCAUUGAACCCUAUAUCGAUGUACGUAUCGAUUAUGCCAUUGCCCAUCCAUCGUAUUUACCAACAUCGAAGGACCAAUUUAAUGAUAUUGCCAUUAUACGUCUCAUGGAUAGUGUAGCCUCCUACACACACUUAAUUCCCAUAUGUUUACCGGUGGCCGCUAAUAUUCGUAGCAAUUUCUUUACGGGGCAUGCUAUGGAUGUUGCCGGUUGGGGUGUCACCGAAAAGGGCACUACCAGUCCAGUUAAAUUGAAAAUUAUGGUUAAUGUUUGGAAUGCCACGCGAUGCCAGAAAACAUAUCAAACAUUCCAAUUGGCCAUUAAUUCGGAUUAUCAAAUGUGUGCCGGUGGUGAGGAUGGCAUUGAUACAUGUCGUGGUGACUCGGGAGGUCCUCUAAUGGUAAUCGAAAGUGUCGAUAAGCGUAAUGUUUACUUUGCCGCUGGAGUUGUAUCGUAUGGACCACGGCCAUGUGGUUUGGAGGGUUGGCCAGGUGUCUAUACGAGAGUUGGCAGUUAUGUGGAUUGGAUAAUUGCGAAUAUGUUACCGUAA